AUGGGCAACUACUACUUUACCAGCUGCGCCAAUGGAAGCAAGACCAAGGUGGAGUACACGUUUGGCUACAAGAAGAAUGCGGUGCCCUUCGUGCCCUCCAUCUCCGAGGAGGAAGUGCGAGCUGUGCAGAGGGCCUGGGCCCGUGCCAUUAAGACCAUCUCCAAGACCUACCUUUCCGGAGGCGACUAUGUCGCGGAGGCCGCCAAGGCCGCAGGUGAGCUGUAUGGAUACGGACACACCAACGUGCUCUUCAAGCCCACCAAGGAUGCCGGCUUUGCCAUCAACGGUGGAAAAGGCUGGGCUGACGUGGU
Symbiodinium pilosum is the source of this 311-nucleotide messenger RNA. The record is from the annotation of a GenBank genome assembly. Lineage: Eukaryota; Dinophyceae; Suessiales; Symbiodiniaceae.